Trichosurus vulpecula (common brushtail) is the source of this 2456-nucleotide messenger RNA. RefSeq names its product cytochrome P450 2J2-like. NCBI's taxonomy places the organism in Eukaryota, Metazoa, Chordata, Mammalia, Diprotodontia, Phalangeridae. Gene Ontology annotation, biological process: xenobiotic metabolic process. Gene Ontology annotation, cellular component: cytoplasm; intracellular membrane-bounded organelle. The record is from RefSeq and is a predicted model, not a curated record. Gene Ontology annotation, molecular function: iron ion binding; heme binding; oxidoreductase activity, acting on paired donors, with incorporation or reduction of molecular oxygen, reduced flavin or flavoprotein as one donor, and incorporation of one atom of oxygen.
ACUGGAUUGCCACUGAUCAAGGAGGUCCUCGUCAACCAAGGCCAUGUGUUUAUUGAUCGUCCCCCUUUUCCUAUCCACUUCCAUACCUUUAAAUCACAUGGCCUAAUCAUGUCUAAUGGCCAAGAGUGGAGACACCAAAGAAGAUUUACCCUAAUGACUCUAAGGAACUUUGGUUUGGGAAAGAAGACCCUGGAAGACCGGAUCCGGGAGGAGGCCGGGUAUCUCACUGAGGCUAUCAGGGAGGAGAAAGGACAGGCUUUUGACCCCCACUUUCAGACCAACAAUGCUGUUUCCAAUAUCAUCUGCUCCAUAGCUUUUGGACAUCGCUUUGAUUACCAUGAUUCUCAGUUUCGGGAGCUGCUGAAGACUCUGGAUAAUACCACAGUCCUCUUAGGCACAUGGGAGUGUCAGCUCUUCAGUAUGUAUCCUCGGAUAAUGAAAUUUCUGCCUGGAUCUCACCAGAAGCUCUUUAGAGAAUGGAAGAAGCUAGAGACUUUUGUGGAACAUGAAAUCAAACAACAUAAGGAAAACCUGAACCCAGAAGAGACCCUGGACUACAUUGAUGCUUACCUGAAGGAGCUGUCCAAGAAUAACAUCCAUUCUAGUUUUGAUGAAGAAAACUUGAUCUUCUGCACCCUGGAUCUCUUCCUGGCUGGAACAGAGACAACUUCGACCACUCUGAGGUGGGCACUGCUGUAUAUGGCCCUUUAUCCGGAGAUCCAAGGCAAAAUACAAGCUGAGAUUGACAGAGUGAUUGGCCAAUCCAGGCAACCCACAAUGGCUGAUAAGGAGAUCAUGCCCUAUACUAAUGCAGCUGUUCAUGAAGUUCAGAGAAUGGGUGAUAUUUUUCCUUUCAAUGUGGUCAGGCUGGCCACAGUUGAUACCACAGUGGCUGGAUACCAUGUGCCAAAGGGGACUGUAUUGAUGACCAACUUGACUGCCUUGCACAGGGACCCCAAGGAGUGGGCUACCCCAGAAACCUUCAACCCAGAACACUUUCUGGAGAACGGACAAUUUAAGAAGAGAGAAAACUUUCUGCCUUUCUCAAUAGGAAAGAGAGUCUGCCUGGGAGAACAGCUGGCUCGGACUCAGCUCUUCCUUUUCUUCACUUGCCUGCUCCAGAAAUUCACGUUCCAGGCUCCCCCAAACACCCAGCUGAGCCUGGACUUCCGAUAUGGCAUGACCGUCUCUCCUGCCUCUUACCAAAUCUGUGCCCUUCCUCGAGUGAUGUAGGCCAAGCUAGACCUGUAGGGUGGUCUGCCAGGGGGGAAGGGAAGGGCCUGGAACCAUCCUCAUCAUUCAAUGGGUCACCUAACCUGACAUUUGGAGUUUGGGUGGGGAAAGGGAGAAGAGUCUGGGGUGGGGGAAGAGGAGAAAGAGACAAACAGAGGGUAGCUGUCAUCCAAUUUAAACCAUCCCACUCAGAAAAAGGAGAGGCAUUAACACCACCAAAAGGAAAGCACGAAAUAUCAUUAUUGGACUUGGAUUACAAGGACCUGGGCUCAAAUCCCAAACCUGUCACUUACGAGCUGUAUAACCUUGGGCAAUUUAAACCUCUGCCUCAGUUUCUUCAUCUAAAAUGAGGAGGAGAAGAAUCUCUAAGGUCUCCUACAACUCCAAACCUAAAACUUUGUGAUGCCAUAAGCAGAGAAGCAAUGCUGUUCCUCCCCUGCCUCAAACAGUGUGGCUUGACAGGGCAUUUUAUGUUUGGUUGGUUACUUUUUGGUUUCCUGCCCUCAUAAUUCAUACACUGGUGUGAUUUUGAGGGAGGGUUCAGAGAGUUUCUGUGAGUUACAGGAGGCACCCACAGGUUGAUGAGGAUGAUCCUUAGAGAUCCCUAUGGAUUGUAAACUCCUGGUGGGCAGAGACUCUUUUCUUUUUGUCUUCAGAUCCACAGCAUCCAGCCGAGUGCACAGAAUGGAGGAGAAGCCCAAUAUAUACUGGCCAAUUGUUACAUCUCUAAGUCAAUCACUUUCAUGUUCACUAUUUCCAUUGACUUUCACAGUGUGACUAUUAGUCCAUCAGCUGAUGAGCGGGGUUCUUCAUUCCUAUUAAAAACCUUGUUAUAGAUGAUAAAUCAUAAUCACUCCACUCUUAAUUGUAGUGACAUGGGGCUAGGAAUGCCCCCAUCCUGAAAAUUGCUAAUCUGUUAAGAUUCCCUAUUCCUCUAAAGGUUCCCUGUACUUUUCAAAGAUGUUCACACAAGGUACAUUUCCAUGCUAAUAAUGGAAAUUCUUGGAGUAGCCCAGCCAAACUGAAAAUGUAAAAGCUCAUGUGAAUCAAUGUGAUCAAUGUUCUUCAUUUAUUUUUUAUGUUCUCCAUUCUAAUAUUCCUCAAAUAUACCUAUAAAAAUGCUCUGUGAGUUCAUAAUGAAGUCAUUGUAGCAAAUGAAGUUUCUGUGGGCCCAUUUUACUGGCAAAUUGAUAGCCAUUGCUAAUAAAGUAAUCACACUUGGA